Messenger RNA from Aspergillus puulaauensis, 651 nucleotides. RefSeq lists its product as uncharacterized. Bases 1 to 651 code for a protein of 216 amino acids. The transcript has a single exon. The record is from RefSeq and is a predicted model, not a curated record. Lineage: Eukaryota; Fungi; Ascomycota; Eurotiomycetes; Eurotiales; Aspergillaceae.
AUGAACAUCCUCACCAUCACAACCGGGAUCCUCUCCCUCUCCCUCCCCCUCUCAACAUCCGCCUCUAUAAGCGCCCCACCCGGCUGCCCCCUCCCAACCUGGACAGUCACCUCCUUCACCUGGCACAACGGCUCCCACAGCCUCGACUGCAUCCACAACGCCGCCGACAUCGCCACAAAAGGCUGCCUCCACCAAAACACCUGGGCCACCCCCAACGAAACCACCUGUGCCUCAAUCGGCGGGAGCUGGGUAAACGUCUGCUACACAGGAAUGCCAAACUACUCACCAUGGGGCUACGGGCCCCCCCAAACGCUCGACAUAAAAUUCACCGACGGCCCCACCUGCCACGACGAGUACAUCGGGUACCGCGUGCACGAUAUCGGGAAUGGAGAGAGUAACUGCGGGUAUGCGGACCGGGGCAUGGGUCGCAUAAUAUCCUUCUACGGCUCCUCAAACCAGGAUGCUUCGACCGGCCAUAUGGAGUAUAUACUCGGGGCGGGCCAUGCGCUGGCUUGUGCGAAUGGGAGCAGGAUUACUUACUCCGGGAAAACGGAUUUCGCAUUGAAUUGUGUGCAUGACGCGUUUUUUAAUGCGUCUUGUACGGCGGAGCCAUUUGAGGUUCCGGUUUUGGGGUUUGAGUGGGUGGAAUAG